CAAUUAUGUCUGAAAUAUGGAUUGAAUCCGAAUUGGGUCCAAAUAUGGAUUGGGUCCCAAAAGAAAGCCCUUUGGCACUCGGUCGAACACAGCUAUCGCCCGUUCGCUUCCUGCCUUCACUUCCAGUUCCAACGAAAAUAGAGAAAACGAGAACAACAGCUACUUAUUUCGUCCUUCGUUCCUUCUUGUUCCUGAUUUCUGCAUUCCAUACGGGAUUUUCUGUUCCCAAUUUCUCUAUUUCAUACGAGAUUUUCUGAUUUCUCCUUCUUGUUUCUUGUUUCUUUCUGAAAUUUUGCUGGCGUAUGUAAGAGUUUUUGCUGAGAAAUCGAUUGGCUGUUUUGCUGUUUCUGUUUCUUCUGAUCCUGUUUUGCUGUUUCUUCCUUCUUAUAUGUAUAAAAAAAAAAAUGACAGAGUUGAAUGAAAAAUAGAACGUCAAUGCGUCAAACCAUUACAUAAACCCAGCAAUCCAUUUGUUACAUACUGUGAAGGGAGAAGAACAAAAUGGAUUGCAAGGAAAACGAAUGUCCGGAAAGGGAGACUUCACGUGUAGUUGCUGAAUUCCUUGAAGUUGCCAUUACAUCCAUCAUCUUCCUGAAAGGAAUAUACCCACCCGGUGCUUUUGAAAGGCGGAGAUAUAUGAAUCUAUUGGUUCACAGGGCUCGACACCCUCAGCUUCAUCACUAUAUCCUCAACUCUGUCAAUGCGCUUGAGCCUUACAUCCAACAGGGGCUGGUUGAGAGAGUUGCAGUUAUUUUCUUCAAGGAUGAUAAAUUUCCAGUUGAGAGAUUUAUGUUCAAGAUUAAUGUGAAGCAGUCGUGUUAUGAUGGGGAAAAGAUGGACAUGGAGCUACGAUCAUUCUUGGUGAAGCUGUGUUUAUCAGAACCUUUUUCAAAGAAUGCUGCUGUUGUAUCUCAAUGUAAACAAUCUGAUUGGAGGUGGGAAAUAACAGGUUACUUUUGCUCUCUUCCUGAAGCUGAAGCUGAUGCGUGGAUUUCAAGCAACACACAGCAAUGGAAACAACCUCCUGUAAUAACACCAAUCAAGUCCAUGAAUAUUCAUCCAUUGUCUGUGCAGCUAUAUCUGGAACAUCCUCCAAACGAGCCUUGAAAGUGUUUUUGUUUAUUUGACGUCCAAGUGGACUUGUCUUUUUUCACGUGUCCAGCUCUUUUGCUGAUGUGUCAUGCCAGCUGGAGAAGAUAUUGGGAUCCAGGUGGAUGGCUACCUUUGCUGAUAUGGACAUGGUGUUUGGCUGAUGUGGAUACCAUUUGGAUCAGCUUUUGUUUAUGUGUCGUCUUCUUAAGUGUUAACCCCCUCUCAUUUCAAUCAAAUUCAUUAUACAUCCAUUUUAGACAAACAAUUGCAAACAUUAUCGUGAUACUUUUCGUUGAAGAAAUUGCAAACAUUUGGCUUAUCAAAGAAUAUAGGUGCAAAAUUAAAAAUUAAAUAUGUAAUGUAAGUAUGUUCAUUGCUCCCUUGGAUCGACCAG
Molecule: messenger RNA, 1486 nt
Organism: Lactuca saligna
Lineage: Eukaryota; Viridiplantae; Streptophyta; Magnoliopsida; Asterales; Asteraceae
Source: the annotation of a GenBank genome assembly